CUUUGAUACAGUUGAAUGCUUACCUGGAAUAUAAGCGGAGGCGUAAAUACCCAAGGUAUCUGCCAGCAGAUGUUACUAGAUAUUACCUAGGUAGGGAUGAAAAGAAUAGGAGUGUAUGCCAGUGGCUCUGGAGUUCUCAAUAGAAUGAGCGGCUUGAUGCCAUGCAAAGGGUGCUCGAAGAUACACAAACCUCGAAGAUCAUGCCUGGCGAUCUCGAACUGUUGCUUCCCUCAAUGCGCGAAGACCUAGCCGACUUUUCAAGAGUGUGUCGAGAUCGAAGGGAAAUGGAAGACCGGCACCGCAGGGAGAUCAAAGCGGUACAGGAAGAAAGCCGGGAAAAGGACGAUCAGCACCGCAGGGAGAUCAAUGAAUUGAAGGGCGAAAACAAGCGUCUUCAAGAAGAAAACUCACAACAAGCAAAUGCCAAUCUCAGUCGGAGUGAGUUCUUGGAAAUGAUGCGCCAGUUCCGAGAUUCGGACGCCCAGAUCUCUGCGCCAGCGCGGCGAGAUGCUUCUGGAGCGAUUGUACAGCGCCCGGCAUCCGAUGCCGCGAGCGAGAUUACGACCGCGUCGGCGGCAGCGGUGGAUACACCAAUGCCAGACGUCGGAUCGAACCCAGUCAACGACGUGUACCGUCGAGUUGUCGCCGAGUUCGAGUUCCCCGCCAACUUCGUCGUAGCGACCUUCGAGGCGCAGAUGAAACCCUUCAUCCACUGGAAGGGGGCCGACGAAGCGACGAUUUGGCAGGCGGUCGACAAGGCCGCCAUGGGGCCGGUGCCUACUUUCGGAGACCCCGAGUCACCCGACAGGCCUUGCUUCUUUGCCCAUCUGAACCAGAAGGGGGCGUCCUUUGACAAGACAAAGGCGCAACGACACACGCACCGGAGCUGCAACUACUGCUCCGGGAAGGCCGACAGGGUCUGCGGUGGCGUUUACUUUGCCCUCGGGGUGGCGCGACCAUUCGAUCGGGACAAUAAGCGAAAGCUUAUUCCGUCAACCUACGACCCUGAGAGGUUGCCGAAAGUGGACGCCGCCGGCAAACGCUGGGUCUGGCGAAACCACGAGUAGAUGGCCUCUCGUGGGAGAACACCGGCGCUGCUUGCAGUUGCUGAGAAUAAACGCCCUCUUCUAAAGAGUUGUGCGAGAAGACACCCUCCUGAUGGAGUGAGAAGACAUGAGACCAAGGUACUCUCCUCAUAUAACAGGUUCGCAAUGAAUCCAAAGGAUACCCAGCAAGAGCAAUCGCGUCGACUGAAGCGCAGACUAGCGAGCCUGGAACUAAGACGGCCGCCUGUGCAGUGGGAGACGAAGCGGUUCUAGCCCACCCCCCUAUGCCCGUGACAGCUUCAAGCAACUUGUAACUGCGGCGACUGGGGCGCAGAUCAGUCAACCUCAGGCUGGAAAUAUAACCGCCGCGCAAUUCGACUUCAAAGCCCUGAGGGUAAGCGGUUGCAGCUCUCCCUUGUGGCUGUGGCAGCUUCAAGCACCUAGAACUGCGGCAGCACCGCGCAGUUCGACUCCGAAAGCCUGAAAGACAAGCAAUUCCAGCUCUCCCUUGUGCCCAUGACAGCUUCAAGCACCUUACAACUGCGGCGACCACCGCGCAGUUCGACGUCGAAAGCCUGAGACUCCAGCGGUUUCAGAUCUUGUGCCUAUGAAGCACCUCCUCGCCAGCAAACAGUGAAGAUAAGGGAAAACAGACUCAUACAGCGGACGGUGAGCAUAGGCAAUGAAUUAUCACCCAAUUCAUUGAAGCCGGCGGCAACUGUGAGGACAUUAUCCCGUUCCUCAGCUGCACCUCCAGUUCUCUGCUCUACUAUUGGAAACCAUGCUGCGAAGGCCAUGAAGAUAGGUUGCGGCAUCACGAUCCGGUAUGGCAUCUGAAUUUGAUCACUUCGUUGCGGCGCAUCGAUUGAGCCUUCCUGCGACAAUUCAACUGCGCGCCAUAAUAUUGCGACCACUGCGCCCUCGUUCAGCGUCACUUGGCUUGAGUGCCUUGAGCCGUCGAGCGAAUCCUCUGCUCCUUUCUAGUGAGCGCAUCCAAAUGUUGAUACAUACGGUCGCUUAGCCGCCGAAGGUCACACGCCAUUCAAGUUCUUUUUCUCCAAUCUGUGCCUUGGACAUUAUGGCUGAUACAUUGUGGCUGAUCUGCCUCGACCUUGCCUGUCGAUCUCUGCGCCGCACGUUCAGAUGUUACAGUAACAGUAACAGCGACCUCACGCUCCACGGCGCCAGCUUGCGGACCUACGAUCUCACACUUGUUGACAAAUUGGGGCUACUUGAGCCUGGUCUCCGUCUUUACUUGCGCCAGCUCCCUCUUAAUUGCUCGGCUUGAUCAGCGGCCUCCUUUCGAUCCUCUUUCCUGAUGCGCCCUGCGAUGCUCCUCAUGAUGCGCCUGUCGAUGCGCCUUUCGAUCCUCCUGUCUAAUCCUCCUCCGUACUGCGCCUUUCGAUCCUCCUCUCUGAUGCGCCUUUCGAUGCGCGCUCUUCGAUCCUCUCGAUGUUCCUAUACCACAAGAUACAAGGGAAACAAGCACUACAAGGAGAUUGGAAUUCUACAUACAAACCUCAGGCUUCCUUGCACAAACAAGAGCGUGGACAAGGCUCGCUGAGGUUGCCUUAGGUGCUACAAGUCAUGUUAAGCAGGUAACGUGGCCUGGUCUUCGCAGCAUACAGAUUGGCCAAGAACUUAUGGAAUUGCCGGCUCCUGAACGGUCCAUGGAAACAUGGGAUACCAUGCUGAAGACGGAACAUAAGCGCAACCUCGGGAGUACACUGAUGCUUAACAUCGGACCCGAACGGGAAUCUCAUGCCUGAGCGGAUACCUGCGUUCUACGAGAGAGGGGGACAGUGGGUUGAGAUUAAAACUUGCAUCCGCGAGGAAGAAGAGGAGGUCUAAUGCGAAACUCUCAGCAUGUUGUCGAUCAACCUGGCUCUCAAGACAUGAUUGUGGUACUCUUCAGGUCUUUUCCGAAGUCCUUUUCACCUCAACGCCUGUCCUGGAACAUCAUAUCUCGCGGUUGUGGGCAGCUCAGCAUCAUGGAGUGCCUCGUUCGCAUCAGUGCUGGCUUGGGAAUAUGAAUCCGUGUCCACUCCCGCCUCCGCCUUUGGUAUUUCCGGCACAUAUGGACAGUGUCUCCUCAGUCCUGGUCCGCACCAGGAUCCCAACCAUCCUCUCCAUCGCAGCCAGUGCUGCCAGUGCUGCCGCUAAUUCGGUGUGGUGGUUUGUAUGUGGGAGACAUUGAAGGUUCGUCAGAACUUGGCCAGCUGGGACGGGUCUGGAAGCCGGGGUUGCGCAAGGCUUCUAUGAGUGACAAGGAUGGAGACUCUGCCUGUGAGAGUUGAUCCUGCUAAGCGGAUUCUGUAUCUAAGAGCCUGUCUGCAUCCUCGUUCAUCAUGGCCAUCGGCGUCCCGAGUGUUCCUCAGAACUUCUGAGGCUAUUUCCCUUCGCCACAUCUCAAUGUCCUUCCUGAGCAACAUAAACACGAUCCCAAACCUUCUUGUUGUUGUGGAUCGCAUUUCUUGUCCUGUCAAACAGGUUUCAUCCUCCUUCGGUGCAAGAGGAGUGUUAUGUCCCGUCCAAACUCGUCCUCUGUCAGUUGUCUCCAGUGAUGCUAUGCUUGCUGUUUCUAGCCCUUGAUUUCGGGGCCGGUUCCAUUCGCUUCGGACUAGAGGCACUGUUUUGAGUGCCUGGCCUGUGUGCGCAGAAAAGGCAGCC
This is a messenger RNA of Exophiala dermatitidis NIH/UT8656, 3716 nucleotides long. RefSeq lists its product as uncharacterized. Lineage: Eukaryota; Fungi; Ascomycota; Eurotiomycetes; Chaetothyriales; Herpotrichiellaceae. The transcript has 3 exons. The record is from RefSeq and is a predicted model, not a curated record. The coding region runs from base 162 to 1067 and encodes 301 amino acids.